This is a messenger RNA of Sesamum indicum (sesame), 1821 nucleotides long. Its product is annotated as patatin-like protein 7. Gene Ontology annotation, biological process: lipid metabolic process. The record is from RefSeq and is a predicted model, not a curated record. Lineage: Eukaryota; Viridiplantae; Streptophyta; Magnoliopsida; Lamiales; Pedaliaceae.
ACAUUAUAUUAUUAUGUGUUGUCUGCAGUUUGCAUAGUUGAGAUUAGAGCAUGUCUUCCUCCUCCUCCCAAGUCCCUUCUCAGUUUAUAUAUAGCACUCCACUAUCCCACCCCUCUCUCCACCUCCUCUCCUGCCUCUCAUUAAUCAUUUCUUAUUCUUUUCCUUCUCAAUCACUACUGCCGCUGCUGCUACGCAUUUCUCUCUACCUAUUAAUCUUCAUUUUGCUCCGACAAUGGCCUCCGCCGCACUCUCUUCUACUACACCGCCCAUGCUGCACCAGAUCCAUCAUUCCAACAUGGACGUUGACAAACUCACCAACCAAAUCUUCUCCAUUCUUGAAAAUAAGUUUCUCUUCGGUUACCAAGAUCACCAUCACUCCCUCAAUAACCACCCAUUAUCCUCCCCCGCCAAAGUUAGAAUUCUCAGCAUUGAUGCCGCCCCCUCCACCCAUGCCCUCCUCGCCGCCAAAACUUUGCUCCAUUUCCAAUCCAUUCUCAGGCGUAAAUCCGGCAACCCUAACGCCCAAAUUGCUGAUUUCUUCGACGUCGUCACUGGAGCCGGCGCCGGAGGGGUCCUCGCUGCAUUGCUCUUCACUCGGGGCAAAAACGGUUCCCCCAUGUUCUCCGCCGACGACUCUCUCAAAUUCAUGGUCGAUAACUGCCGCCAGUUGACUCAUUAUUCACCUUCCCGACUUUUCAGGCGACCCUCCAAGGCGGAUAAGGUGCUCAAAAAACUGUUUGGGGAUUUGACGCUGAAAGACACUCUAAAACCGGUUUUGAUCCCGUGUUACGAUCUGAGGACCGGUGCGCCAUUUCUGUUUUCGCGGGCUGACGCUUUGGAAAUGGAGGGUUGCGAUUUCAGGAUGGCGGGAGUAUGUAGGGCCACGGUAGCUGAUCGAGCUAUGGAGCUGAAGUCAACCGACGGGACAAAGAAGAUCCUGGCGGUGGGUGCUGGGGGGGGGAUGAGCAAUCCGACAGCCGCUGCAAUCACCCACGUGCUGAAUAACAAGCAAGAAUUCCCACUUUGUAGAGGAGUGGAAGAUUUGUUGGUGUUGUCACUAGGAAAUUACGGGGAAUCUCACUCUCAUUCCGUAGCCCCCAAUCGCGCAAUGUCAUCGCCGGCGUCAUUCCUUAAAAUUGCUGCAGAUGGAGCUGCCGACAUGGUUGAUCAAGCAGUAUCGAUGGCAUUUGGUGAAUGGAGAAGGACUAACUACGUUCGUGUUCAGGGAAAUGGAAGAGUAGGGGGCGGGGAGGAAAAGAGAAGGAUGUUGAGAAUAGUGGAGGUGGAUGAAAUUUUAGGAGAGAAGAAUGUGGAAUCUAUAUUAUUUAAAGGAAAGAAAAUGGUGGAGUUCACAAAUAUGGAGAAAGUGGAGAUGUUUGCAGGAGAGGUAAUCAAAGAGCAAGAGAGAAGAAACAACAGCCCUUUCCCGACUGUUGUGUUGAAGCAGCACUCAACUAAUAUCUAUUCCAUUUCCCCAAGAAGAUCUUCCUCUGCCACUACUCUAUCCACUCUUUCUUCCUAUUAAUAAUCAUUAUACAACUUAUUCUGGUAUAUAUAUCAAUACAUUGCUGAUGCUGCCAGUAUAUUUAUGGUGAAUGUUAUAUAUGACUGGUAUUGUUUUUUUUUUUUUUUUUUUUUUUCUUUGAGAGUGAGAGAUACAUUUAGGGAGACAGAGAAAGAAAGAGAGAGAGAGAGAGAAGGAUAUAUAACUGGCUGCCACUCGGCAUGGCUGAAUGUUACACAUCCGAGUUUGUGCAGAGCUCUUAUGACACUUGUUUCUUUUAUCUUUGUUUAAUUCCUCUUGUUUUUUGGGCGGUUUUA